Molecule: messenger RNA, 2161 nt
Organism: Clupea harengus (Atlantic herring)
Lineage: Eukaryota; Metazoa; Chordata; Actinopteri; Clupeiformes; Clupeidae
Gene: pnoca
Product: prepronociceptin a
Biological process (GO): neuropeptide signaling pathway; sensory perception; chemical synaptic transmission
Cellular component (GO): dendrite; plasma membrane; axon terminus
Molecular function (GO): opioid receptor binding
Source: RefSeq, a predicted model, not a curated record
UCUCUCCCUGGUCCUCUCUCAGCUGUGAAAGGGGAGGCGGGGUUUGGCCCAGGGGGAGGGGUGUGCCUAUAAGAGGGACGAGCAACAGCAUCAACUGAGUUGUGCUAAUCAGAGACUGGAGCUUCAGGACACUACAGACGCCUUCGGACACAGCCACAGCCACAGACACAGCCACAGCCACAGCCACAGACACGGCCACAGACACAGACACAGCCACGCACCUGCCUGCCUGCCUGCUUGCCGUUAGGACCGGGAUCCACGCCAGCUGUCCCAGCAGCAGACCCAGGUGAGCAAGGGCCAGAGCCACAGCAGCACAGGACUCCCCACAGCCCAGGCAGCGCCCAUGAGGCCCCACCCAGGCAUGAAGAGCCAGUUGUGGAUGCUGGUGUUCAUCGGCUUGUUCGUCCCCGGACACAGCGACUGUCAGGGGGACUGCCUCUCCUGCCUCGAGCUCCUGCCCAAAGACCAAGCCUUCAACACACUGGUGUGUUUGCUGGAGUGCCACAGCCACAGAAACAUCUCUCCUGGGCUCAGCUGGGAGGUGUGCCGCAAAGUCGUGGAGAAGCCGCAGUUACCCUCCCAGUCCCUGGGGGGCGCCAUGCUGAAACGCUCCGAGGAGGACGUGCCUGAACAGGGGGAUGGUGGUGGACUGGUGUAUUCUGAAGCCCUGCAGAGGUUUGACCACAUGGCCAGGGCUCUGGGUCUUGAUCAACAGGACGUGCAGAGCCGGACGACCCAGCUGGAGUCCGAGACCGUGGAGGGGAACCAGGAGGAUGAGGAGGGUGAGGAGGAGGUGGAGGGCGAGGAGGUGGACAGGGACCGGGACGGGGGGGCCGCCGCCAUAAACCUGACCAAGCGCUUCGGGGGCUUCCUGAAGGGCAAGUAUGGCUACAAGAAGCUGGUGAACCCGGGGAGGUCCUACCAGAAGCGCUACGGCGGCUUCAUAGGCGUCCGCAAAUCUGCCCGAAAGUGGAACAACCAGAAACGUUUCACCGAGUUCCUGAAGCAGUACCUGGGCAUGAGCACACGCGCCAGCGAGUAUAACAGCGUCUCCGCCGAUCUCACCCAACAAAAUGAGGUUUAAGGCCUUUUCAUGCUCAUACCUGUCCAAUCACUGUAAACAACAAAACAAACAAACAAACAAACAAAUCCUUUUGUUCAAUCCACAUUGCAGUUCUCACUUCAGUUCACUCUGUGAACUUCACACCUACACAAGCAUCUGUCCACAGUGUUUGUCUUAAACAUCCCCUCUUGCUUCUCACACAUAGUCAACCUUUUUAUGGGGGAAAAAAAAAAAAAACCACAGUCUGUUCCUCAGACCAAAACAGGAUUAAGAUUAAAUCUGGCUAAUAGUUGAUAUAACAUAUUGCUUGAUUUGUUAACUCGACUAUGUCCCGGAAGGCAAGAAGCAUCUCAGUUGGAAAACAUUUAAUUACUAAAUACAAAUCUCUGAGACUUUUCACAGAGGACUCCCUGAAAAUCAAAGAAAAAAACCCACCCUGCGAAGAUAAAUUAAAAUAGUUUGAUGAAAGGAAUGGAAGAAGGUUCUUCUAUGUCUAAGUUUGAUAGGCCUAUAGCCCAGAGGGAUACUCGAUAACGAUCUGCCCACGCUGUUGACUAGUAUUCAACAGGGCCCUUUACAACACUGCCAUCUUGUGGCUGAAUUGUGAAAUUGUCUGAAUGACAAACCUGUAAUGCAUAACUUGUGAAAGUCCUGAUAUUGGAUUCAUUGGUUGGAGUAUCAAAAUAUUUUAAUUAAUCACAAAAAUCAGAGAUUUCGUAAAACAAAACCUGUAGAGUUCAGGCUCACAGAAAACACUGAAUAUAUUUCAUAUGCCAGAUCUUCUACCACGUGCCAAACGAAGGAAAUUAUCCAUUCCUCCUGAUGAGAUAUCUAUGGUUUUAGCCAUUCCUCCUGAUGAGAUAUCUAUGGUUUUCUCCAAGGCUUGUGUCACUACAUAGAAAUCUAAUGAGCUGUGUUUGUGUAUAUGAAACAAACUGUACGUAUGUAAAGUGUUUUAUGAAUGUUUAUUUUGAUCAUUUCUUUCUCUGUUGUGUGAAAUCAUUUAAUUGCUCAGAAUAACACCUUGUAAAUAGGAACCAAAUUGAACAUACCAAUAAAAUAGUUUACUAUUUCCUUUGUGGCUUGUCAUGCAGCAAA